Molecule: messenger RNA, 6951 nt
Organism: Toxotes jaculatrix (banded archerfish)
Lineage: Eukaryota; Metazoa; Chordata; Actinopteri; Toxotidae
Gene: espl1
Product: extra spindle pole bodies like 1, separase
Exons: 32
Coding region: 145-6669 (2174 amino acids)
Biological process (GO): meiotic chromosome separation; proteolysis
Cellular component (GO): centrosome; cytoplasm; nucleus
Molecular function (GO): cysteine-type endopeptidase activity; protein binding
Source: RefSeq, a predicted model, not a curated record
GGGGAUUUGAAUCUUUAAACUUCACUUAAGUUAACCAGCAGAUGUAUCGGUGUCCUAAAGUAGGAUAAUAUGGACAGCAAGUCUACUUUUUAUCUAUUGUAAAUAAAGGUUUUUCUACAACGAUCUCCCGCUUCAGUUGUCGACAUGAAAUGUUUGAAAGUGGACGAGUACAUCAAGCGAACUGCUUCUGUGGAGGAGACGGAGCAUUUACUUCAGGAAUUAGAGAACUAUGUGAAGAGUCGACCCGGCCUUCAGGGUCGCACUCUGUGUGACAGGGUCAUCAGAGCCUGUAACCAUCAACUUGGAGUUGGAUCCCCCGACUUUGACCAUGUCAGUCAGUUGGUAAAGCUAGUGGAGCUUUCCCUUCAUGGCUAUGAUGUUUCUGCAGCCCUCGUUCCCCAGAGCAGUCCACUGUACAUGGAAAAGAUCAUUUUCCAUAUUGUCAAGAAGCUAAGCUCCCUCAAAGCUCACAGUCUAUGCAGCUAUGUAGCUGGGUUGCUUUACAGCAGGCUUACCCCAGCACAACAGGCUGAGGACUACUCUGUUCUUUUGCGGAGCUGCUUCUCAGUGCUAUGGAGCGGCCUGUCUGCUGCCAAAGACAAGAAAAUCCUGAAUCCCCGGGACAAACUCCACUGCCAGAUGCAAGCUCUGAGUUUCCUCUUGUUGUUGGACACAGAAAGUGCAACUCCCUCCUUAUCCAAAGCUCCCAUAUACACAGAGGAUGCCAUCGCUGAAUUUGAGAGUAGCUCUGGAGCAGUGACCAAGGAGGACGCUUCCUUUCUUCUCCAAGAAGUGCACUUGCUUUUCAGAAGAUGCCAGACUGGUGCUCAAGGCUGCGAGGGGGAUGGGUCCAAGCAGUAUAUUGAGAAAUCAAGUGUAUAUGUGCUUUCUGAAAUUCUGCUAAUUAUAGUUAAGGUGCUUUGUAAGGCUGGCCACUACGAUCUGGCCUCCACCUUUCUGAAUGAAACUGAGAACAUGUUUAGGGACUGUACUGACUGUCAGUGUACAGCUCUGUUGCUUGGAAAGUGGGCAGUAAAAGUUCAUUCAACAAUGAAGGCUGGCGGGGAGAGUAGCCAGGCUUUGACAGAGUGUGCUAGAGCCUUGAGGUCUCGCUCAGCGGACCUGGGAGACCAAGAGGCUCAUGCAGUUCUUGAAGGAUGUGGACUAGUGGUGUGGGCUGUGGAGAGUGGCCACAACAAGGGAUUAAGUGGCCCUGUACUCCUGGCCUGGUUUUCUUUCCUUGAGGAGCACCAAGAGCUGAUAUCAAAAAUGCUAAAGAAGAAUUUGACAUGCCAGGCUGAGAGCAGCAGACUACAACAGGCCCUUUGUUUCAGUAUUUACCAAGGCUUUGUAUUUGCCUAUGACAGCAUGCUGGCAUCGCAGCUGGAGAACAGCGAUACACUGGACAGAGUGCUGCUGUACUGCCAAGCCACAGCUGGACAGAUGAUGACUGAACUGCGCAAGCUGUCUAGUGAAAGCCUUCUUGUCAAAGCAGUGAUUGCUGUGAGCAACUUAGCUUGUGGAUUGUACAACCGACGUCUCUAUGACCAGGCCUUCACGCUAGUUGAGAUCCUCUGCAGGGAUCUAUGCAAGAAUUGCCCCUCCUCACUCUCUGUUGAUAGGUUGAGCCGACCCUUCAUGCUGGCCGUGCAGACAUCUCGCCGGGCUGGACAACUGGAACGAGCACUGGACUGGGUGAUUCUAUGGCUGAAAGCGCUGGGGAACAAAAUGCCUACUCAUAUGGCUGAGCCAGUGUCUCUGUGGGUGAAAACAAAGACUGAUGCAGCACGUAACUCUGACGAGGACAUCCGACUAAGGACAUUGCGUGAUGGUUUUGGUCCUGACGUCCCUGAUGAGGGAGUGAUGCUCUGCCUCUUGGAGGAAGAGCUGCAUGCCUAUAAGGAGGUGGCGGGGGACACUGCCCAGGAGCGAUACAACACACUCUGCGAUCUGUUGGACAUCUGCCACGAGGAGAGCUCCCACACCCACCGACGUGCUGUCUACCUCUGCGAAAUGGCCCAAGUUGUGUGUUUCCAAGAUUUCAGUGAACAGACUGACUGCUCUGCAGUUGAUUUCACGCAUGAAGCUUUACGGCUACUGGAAGAGGAACCGGAGACUGCAGAGAAUGCUCAUAGACUGAAGGAUGACAAGGCCCACGCUUUACUUUGGCUCUAUAUCUGCACUCUGGAGAAGAAUCUUCACGAGGCCAUUGAGAAGGACAAAAAACUGCGAGAGUUGCGUGAACAGACACGGUGUGUGGCCAAUCCCAUAGGAACCAAUGAUUUUGAUUAUGAAGACAAGCAGAAGACACAGGACAGCAUUCUGGUCUAUGAAGGCCUGCAUUUCAACCUGGCUGCAGAGAACAAAUUGUGCAAACCUCUGGAAAGAGCUUUGGAUGAAUGGUCUGCCCUUCUGCAGAGUCAAGUUGUGCCUUCUGUCAGGAGCCCCAAACAGACCUGUAGCUCCAUUGCUUUGACUGCAGCUCUCUUUAGGCUCAUGGGAAAGCCUAUAAAGGCUUUGGAAGCUUACCAACUUGCUACUGGGCUUUCACGUCACCUUGCUGAUGCCCAUGGUUGUGUCAGCUCCCUCUGUCAGUCAGCCAGCCUCCUUCUGGAUAUGGGCGCCCCUGAACUGGCUUUGGCCCAGUUAGAGCAAGCAGAAAAAAAUCUCUCCUCAGAGACCAGUGGUGAGGGGCCUUCUUCGCUCUAUAUGCUGGUCAUUCUGUUGAAAGCUCAGUGCUGCUACAGCACAGGACAGGUGGAUCGUGGAGUGCCUUAUCUGUGUGCAGUGCUUAAAGAAGUGAAUGAGCAGAGACAGUCAAAAAGCUGGUACCUGCUGCGUGCUCGGGCACUGCAGACCUGCAGCUCCUACCUGAGUUUGGACACGGAUGCACUGCCACGAGCCGAGCGCAGCCAAAUCACAAAGCAUGGUAUCAAUAGCCCAGAUGCUGCUCUGUAUGAAAGUCUGAAGCUUCUCUGCAGUCUGCUGGUCACUUUAGUGGGGAAAGGCCUGUACGGGACUAAUAGCGGCACCUCAGAUGUGCGCUUCAUUGAUCAAGGAGACAACUUGGUGCUGAAAUGGCAGCUGCUCUCAGAGCUGUUAAAUUGCUCCAUGAAGAUGGUGGCGGUCAGGAGCAGCUGUGGGGCCAUUAAUGAUGCCCGGCUCCAAUGCCUAGAAGCCCUUAAACUGGCCAUCAAGCUGCAAGCACUCAGCCAAUGCGCUGAGCUUCUGGUAAUGAAAGCUGAGUUGGAGCUGAUGCAGGGGGAAAGAGAAGAAAGUGAAAUUGAUUUGGACAAAGUCCGAAACCUUCUGGAGCUCUGCACAGAUUUCUCAGAUCAUGUGCAGAAGGCAGAGGUGAAAAUCAAGCCAAGGAAAGGUCGCCCGGCACAGAAAUCUCAGUCUCCCCUACCAACUCUGGAGGAUGAUUUUAAGGGCAUCCUGAGCACUAGGUGGAUUGCUAAAGAACCUGUAGUUAGGGAUCUGGCCAGCUCCCCACCUCUCAAAGCGCAGCCUCGCCGCUGGCUCUCCUCCCUGGCGCAUGAAUCCGACUGCCAGUGCCCCUGCUGCUCUGAGCCCUGUCUGGGCCGUGCCACUGCUCGCUGGGCUGCUACGCAGGCUGAUCUGGUUCUCCGGCUGGAUCCCAGUGAAGCUAAAGUCAGUUUGAAACUUCAGUGGGCAACAUUAGCCCGCUGUAAGAGUGUCACCGCCAAACUUGGGGCAAAAUUGGCUAAACUCUUCCCUCCCUGUGACCCAACCAAAGGCUGCUCGAAACCCUCCCUGAUGCAGGACGUGGUGGGCCGUGUGUACCUUCGCAUGGCCAUGUCUGGUCUGCAGCCGAGGCUUAGCAAAGUCUGUGGCAUAUGGAAAGUACUGGAAGCUGGUUUAGCAUUUGUAGAUUCCACGCCCUCUCCUGUGCUAAGACCUGUGAAAGCAGGCCUAAUGGCUGCUAAAGCCAUAGUAUCAUUGAUCACCUUGGCUUCCAAAAAUGGUUGUAACCCAGAGGAGCUCUUCUCAAAUGCUUGGAGUUGGAAUGCACCAAAAGAAGACAAAGAGCUGAAAUCAGAACAGAAACCAGCUCCUCUCUCAUCCUCACUCAAGAUGUCUAAAGACAUUGUUAAAAACCCUGAUAUACCUGACAAAACAAAGGAGGCAAAGAAAAUCAAGGCAGUCAAGCCCAAGAUUCAAGUGACAAGCUCCUCAACCAGAGGAAAGGGACUGGUUCCCAUGACGCCAGUCAUGGUAAAGUCAAAGCCCUCAGUUAAGGAGCUUGGCUCUUUUGACUUUAACACUGUGGUACCUACUGUAGUUUGCACUCCUGUUCAGAAGAUGAAAGCUCCUGCUUCAGUGCAGAAAGCACAGAGGACUGCCCCUAAGCUACAAUUUCAUGUGUAUGAAGAGUUGUCACCAGUUCAAGACAAAGCCCGCCUUGUGCCCGCGGCCCCCAGACGCACAAAGAAAUCACGUUUCAAGGUGGAGUUUAGCGAUGAAAGUGACUCAGAGGUUAAUACCCAAGCAGAAACCAAAGAAAAAACAGACAUCCCUAGAAAGCGAACAUCUACUAGAAGAGCUGCUCACAGUGCUAAAACAGCCCCGGACCCGCCUGUGGAGAAGGUCCUACCCAAGAAGCAGACUAAGGGUAAGAGAAGCACCGCAGUGACUCGGGCCACAUCUUCUGAGGAUGACGAGACCUUGGUCUGUCAGCCUCCCUCAACAAGAAGAGGAAGAACCAGAAAGGACCUGUCCAAGAAAGAAACAGAACCGGUGGAGGAGCCAGACAAAAUGAGGACCAUUGAGGAGGAAACUAACGAAGUUCUGGACAUAAGCAUUGAGCAGCUCAGGACAUCAGACACUGAGACUGAAGACAAUCCCGCUUCAAACAUAGAUUUUGAAGUCUUGCGCAGGGACAUGUGUUGCGACUUGGAAAGAGAUGACCUGUCUGAGCUGAGGAGCAGAGGUCAUCUGAUAAACGGUCCACAAACCCACCUCCCUCAUUCAGACACCAGGCCAGAGAAUCUUUCUCUGGAGGAUGUUCAGGUGUUGCUCCGCUCAGCAUGGCUGGCCCUUCAGCACUUCCCUUCUCCCACCAUUUACCCGACGCUCUGUGCUCUUCUGGCCUUGGCACUGGGACAGCAGGACCCCAUAACUACAGCAAUGCUACAUUCCCAGUCCUUGGGCAUCACAAGUCGUCAUCGCACAAUCAGGCAUUUAGCCAGUUGUCUGAAAAAACUGAGAAAGUCGUCCAGCGAGUUGGCAGAAAAGAUGGAUGCUCUGAGCCUAAAUGAGCUCAAUCCAACUGAGUCCAAGACUUCUACUGAACAGAGGUUGGCUCAGUUGGAGAACAUCUUUUCCUUCCCUACAGCUGACUCCUUAUCUUUCCCUCACACCCACUGCCAAGAGUUCACCCAACAACUUCAACACCUUCCCUCAGGGGUAACAGUGUGUGUGAUGUCUGUCCUCGGAGUAAAACCUGGGGAGAUGGGCGACAGCAUCAUAAUGUCACGCCUUGAGAAAGGAUCUGCCCCUGUCACUGUUCACAUCCCCACAUCUAAGCAGCAGCACCCCGUUAGUUGGCUGGUGCAGGAAAUGGACAGUAUUCAGGUGGAACAAAAGGUUGUGAGCUGUGUGUCUGAGAAAGCCAAAUGGUGGGAGGGGCGCAGGGCGCUUGACUCUCGGGUUGAGCGACUGUUGAAAGAGAUGGAGGCGUUACUUGGAUGCUGGAAGAGCUUUCUUCUACCCCUUUCAUCAGAUCCAGAGCUCUGCAGUCAAGCCCAGCACCUUUGCAAGGCCUUGUCUGCCAGAGGAGUGACAGGCAGUGAGGACAUGUUGAAGGCUGUGCUCUCUGCAGUCCCUGUACUCUCCCAAGAAGACCUCCAGAGAUUUGCUCUUGGAUUUUCUCCACAAUGGGACAUGGAGUGUGACCAGCUUCUCCAUUCAGCGGUGUCCCGGCUUUCAGAGAGAGACGAACCCCGCGGUCAUGUGGUUCUCAUUCUGGACAAGUACCUUCAGAAACUGCCUUGGGAGAGCAUCUCCAUCUUAAAGUCCCGCUCUGUCAGUCGGAUGCCUUCUCUGCACUCACUGAUUGGACUCGGCAUUCAGAAAGAGACUGACUCUCACUCCAUCAUGAAGCAAGGUGUGGAUACAGGGAAGGUAUUUUAUGUGCUGGACCCUGACGCCAAUUUAGGAAACUCUCAGGACCGAUUCAAGGAAUGGUUUAGCAGUAAACUGGACUGGGAAGGUGUUUGUGGUGUUCCUCCUGACUCGGGUCAGCUGGAAGAAGCUGUGGCAACCAAGGAUCUAUACAUUUAUGUGGGUCACGGUGCAGGCGCUCGGUUCCUGGACAGUCAGGCGGUCCUGAAGCAGGAGAUGAGGGCAGCCUCUCUGCUCUUUGGCUGCAGUAGUGCUGCUCUGGCAGUGCGAGGGGAUCAGGAAGGACAAGGCAUCAUCCUCAGUUACCUCAUAGCAGGCUGCCCCUUUGUUUUGGGGAACCUGUGGGAUGUCACAGAUCGGGAUAUCGAUCGUUUCACUAAAGCCUUAUUGGAGUCCUGGUUAUCUGCUGGGUCUGGAGCUCCUCUCCUGGAUUACAUGGGCCCUUCACGUCAGGCCACACACCUGAAAUACCUCAUAGGAGCUGCACCUGUGGUCUAUGGCUUACCUGUCCACUUGCAAUAGCUGGUCUCAGAAGCUAAAACUCUUAAAAGCAGGAUUUAAACAAUCUAUGCAGUAUUUAAACAUUGUGUCAGCACAUGACUUUCACUUGAAGUUCAGUUGAGGUUUUUCAAGUUUUAGCAAGAUUAAUGUACUGCAUUUUCUUAAUUUAAACAAAUGCUUCCUUUUUUUUUUUUUUAACCAAUGUAACUAGUGUGAAUGAUCUUAAAUAUCUUGAUAAUUUUUAUAAAGUGUGUUAAUGCACUUUUAAUGUGUUAAUUGAACAUUUUUUAAUAAAUGUGUUGU